AUGGCUGGCACCAUCCAGGACAUGGAGCCUCAUCCACAGAAGCUGCCUGGGGCUGCAGGUCUGGUGUCCAGUCAGCCCCAUAAUCCCCAGAAGAUCCUUGGCUACAGGAUACCUGCAGCCAGAGGCCCAGCCCCUGAGCUCGAUCCCAGUCCAGGUCCUGUCAUGGCUUCUGAGUACGAGAUGGGCCACAUCCGCCAGCUGCAGGCUCGGCACAUGCAUAUGCAGGAGAAGACUUUCACCAACUGGGUCAAUAACAUCUUUCGGGUCAGCCGGGUGGGUAUCAAGAUCCAAAACCUGUACACAGAGCUGGCCGAUGGCACUCACCUACUACGGCUGCUGGAGCUCAUCUCUGGAGAGGCCCUGCCAGCGCCUAGCCGGGGCCGCCUGCGUGUGCAUUUUCUGGAGAACAACAGCAGAGCUCUGGCCUUCCUCAGGGCCAAGGUACCGAUACCCCUCAUUGGGCCAGAGAACAUCGUGGACGGAGACCAGACACUCAUCCUAGGACUCCUCUGGGUGAUCAUUCUGCGUUUUCAGAUUUCCCACAUCUCCUUGGACAGGGAGGAGUUUGGAGCCAGCGCAGCCCUGUUGUCAGCCAAGGAAGCUCUGCUGGUCUGGUGCCAGAGGAAGACAGCCGGCUACACAAACGUGGGCAUCACUGACUUCUCUCGCAGCUGGAGCGACGGGCUGGGUUUUAAUGCCCUUAUCCACGCCCACAGGCCGGAUCUGCUAGACUAUGGCUCUCUGCGUCCAGACUGCCCACUGCACAACCUGACCUAUGCCUUCCACGUGGCUGAGCAAGAGCUUGGCAUUGUUCAGCUGCUGGACCCUGAGGAUGUGGCCAGCCUACAACCAGAUGAGCGCUCCAUCAUGACCUAUGUCUCCCUCUACUACCACUAUUUCUCCCGCCUACACCAGGGGCAGACUGUCCAAAAGAGACUCGCUAAGAUCCUGCUUCAGCUCCAGGAGACUGAGGUGCUACAGACCCAGUACCAGCAGCUGGUGGCUGACCUGCUCCACUGGAUCACAGAGAAGCAGGCACAACUGGAGAUGCGGAACUUUCCAGACUCACUGCCUGCCAUGCGCCAGCUACUGGUGGACUUUGCCUCCUUUCGUGCUCAGGAGAAACCACCUCGGCUGCAGCAGCGAGGGGCCACAGAGGCCCUGCUCUUCAAGCUGCAGACAGCACUCCGAGCCCAGAACCGCAGGCUCUUCCUGCCGCAGGAGGGCCUCAGCCCUGAAGAGCUGUCCCAGCGCUGGGCAGGGCUAGAGCGAGCAGAGGCUGCCCGGAGCCAGGCCCUGCAGCAGAGGCUACUACAACUGGAGCGUCUGGAAACACUGGCCCGUCGCUUCCAGCGCAAGGCAGCCCUCCGGGAGAGCUUUCUAAAGGAUGCGGAGCAGGUGCUGGACCACGCCAGAGCCCUGCCAGCCAGCCCAGCCACAGUGGAGGCAGCCACCCAGAGGUUGGGCAUGCUGGAGGCUGGCAUCCUGCCCCAGGAGGGGCGCUUCCAGGCCCUGGCUGAGAUCGCAGACAUCCUCCAGCAGGAACACUACCAUGACUGGGCAGAUGUGGCCCACAGGCAUGAGAAGAUCACACAGCGCUGGAAAAGACUCCUUCAGCAUCUACAGGAGCACAGGAAGCAGAUGACAGGUGUGCAGGCUGUGCUAAGCCUUCUGCAAGAGGUGGAGGCUGCCUCUGACCAGCUCCGGGAGCUACAGGUGCCAGCCAGCUCCAUGACCUGUACACAGCAUCUGGCAGAAGUAGUGGAGCUGCUUCAGAGACAUGACCUGCUAGAGGCCCAGGUCUCCACCCACGAGGCCCAUGUGAGUCGUCUUGCCCAUCAGACUGCAGAGCUGGACUCCUCCCUGUUCACCAGUGUAGACAUGCUGCAGGUCAAAGCCAAGGCUGAAUCAUUGGCCCAGCUCUACCAAAACCUGAUGUCUCUUGUCAGGGACAGGCGGACUAUGCUGGAGCAGACCCAACAAUGGGCAGAAUUCCUGAACAACUGUGAGGAGGAGGAGGCCUGCUUGAGAGAACUCAGACAGCAGGUGGAGAAUUUGUCCCUGGGCGGGGACCUCAGUCAGAUCUCAGUCACCCUGCAGAAACACAAGGCCCUGGAAGCCAAGCUCCACCGCCACCAGGCUGUGUGCGUGGACCUCGUGAAGAGGGGGUGCGACUUCAGCGCCCGCGGAUCCUCGACGCAGCCGGAUCCCAGGGAGCGGGCCGAGGCCGUGAAGAGAGAGUGGCAGCUGAUCUGGACUAGGAUGGAGAAGAGGGGCUUGAGGCUGCACACAUCCCUGCUUUUACGGCAGUAUUUCGCCGACGCUGCGGAAGCGGCUGCGUGGCUGCGCGAACGGCGGCAGGAACUGGAGACUGCGUUUUGUGGGGAGGACCAGGCGGCAGCCGAGGCCAUGCUGCUGCGCCACCAACGGCUGGAGCGCGCCGUGCGCUCCUUCGCAGCCGAGUUGUCCCGGCUGGACGAGCAAGCGCGGGCCGCCGCAGCUCGGGCGUCACUCAGGGAGGAACCCUCAGAAUGCUGGAGCAGGACUGAUGAAGAGACAAUUGGGAGACCCCAGAAUGGGUCCCAAAUCUUAGCAACACCAGCCAGCCAGCACCCAUGCCCCCAGGGCCAGAUGCACUUUGCCUCCAAAGGGCCAAGGCUUACCUGGCUCUCAGAAGUGGCCCUGGACACCCCUGAGCUGAAGGACUGGGGAGAAUGCCAAGCCAAGGUGCCCAUCAGCCAUGGCAUGGAGCAGGAUCCCCAGGUGGUGUCUUCCCUGAGCCCUCCAGGGAAAGGUCCAAGCAUGGCUCUCUCUGCUGAGUCUGACCUUGAUUUUGACCCCAACACCAUUCUCCAGACACAGGACCACUUGAGCCGGGACUAUGAGAGCCUGCGGGCUCUGGCAGAGCUCCGCAGGGCCCGGUUGGAGGAGGCAGUGGCUCUCUUUGGCUUCUACCACUCCUGUGGGGAGCUCCAGUCCUGGCUAGAGGAGCAGACUGUGCUGUUCCAAAUGCUGCAGCCGCAGGCCAACGACUUGGAAAUCAUGCAGUCCAAAUAUAAGAACUUCCUCUUUGCCCUGGCUGUGAGAAAGGGCCACUGGGCUGAGAUCAACAGCUCUGCUGAGCAACUGAAACAGAGAUGUCCUGGGGACUCCACAAAAAUCCAGCGUCAACAAGAGGACCUGCACCAGAGGUGGGGCCAGCUAGAGGCCCUGAAGAAGGAGAAGGGCCUGCAGCUGGCACACAGCAUGGAAGUGUGUAGUUUUCUGCAGGAAUAUGGACACACACAGGCCCAGCUGCAGGACGUUCUACUCCAACUGGAGGCCCUGGAGCCAGAGAGCUCUGAGGCCAGUCACUGUGCCCUGCAGCUGAGCCAGCAGAAGGUCCUGGUGCUGGAGAAGAGGAUCCACUACCUCCAGAGAGUAGCUGUAAAGGUGGAGGAGUUAGGCCCUGCAGAGAGCCAACCCCUGCAGGAACAGAUGGAGAUGCUGCAGGGCCUGCUGAAGAAAGCACAGGGGCAGGUGACCCAACAGAACCGGGUGUGGGCUGAGGCUCGAGCCUGGCAGAGCUUCCUGAAGGAGAGCCAGCAAUUGCUGCUGUGGGCAGAGGGUAUCCAGGCUCGACUGUGCCACGAGGAGGAGUUGGUGGAUGUGGCCUCAGGCCAGCGGCUGCUGAAGAAACAUGGAGAGCUGCAGGAGGAGAUCCACCUGCAGCAAGAAAGGUUACAGCAGCUGGAAGCUCAGGGCAUGACCAUGGCAGCCUUGGACUCCCCACAUUCCCAAGAGGUGGCCAGUGCUCUGCGGCUUCUGGGCCACUGUGGCCAGGAGCUGAAGGCUGCAUGGGAACAGAGACAGCAGAGGCUAUGGGAGGGAUUGCAAUUGCAUACGUUUAGCCAAGAAGUGGAUGGUUUCAUUGCCACCUGUGCCAACCACAAGGCCUUCCUGUGCCUGGACAACCUGGGGGAAGAUGUGAGGGAGGCCCAGAGCCUGCUACAGCAACACCAGGCCUUUGGGUGGCUCCUGGGAGCCCUGCACCUUAGAGCAGAGGCUCUGCAGGCCCAUGGCAAGAAGCUAGUUCAGAACAAACAUCCUGCUGUGCCCAGGGUCAGAGAGAAGCUGCAGAGUGUCCAAGUACAGUGGACCAGAGUCCAGGAGAGGAGUGAGCAGAGGAGAGGGCAGCUGCUGGCUUCCCUCCAGCUUCAGGAAUGGAAGCAGGACGUGGUGGAGCUGAUGCUGUGGAUGGAGGAGAAGUGGUCAGUGGCAGCACAUGAGCCCUCCCGAGCACCCAGCAGCAUUCUGCGGAAACUCAGGCAGCAUGAAGCAGUUGAGAGGGAGCUGAUAGCCACCCGUGGGCAUAUGGAGGACCUGCAACAGGCUGGGAGAGAGCUAUUGUGCAGCAGUCCGCAUGCCCAGGAAGACAUACAGUCCAGGCUUCAGGGCCUGGGGCACAAGUGGGAGGAGUUGAAUGGCAAGAUGGCAGAGCGUGGGGAUGCGCUUCAGCAGGCUAGACAGCAGGAACAGCUCCUGGGACUGCUGCAGGAUGCCAAGGAGAAGAUGGAGCAGCUAGAGGGAGCUCUGAAGAGUGCAGAAAUGGGGUCCAACCUGUGUUCAAUCCGAAGGCUGCAGAAACAGCACUGCCAAUUGGAGGAUGAAAGGCAGGCACUGGGCAGCAAGAUGGCUACCCUCAUCUCCCAGGCCCAUAGUAUGGUCACUUCCCAGACCAUCCUAGAGGAGAUCCAGAAGUGCCAACAGAGGUUCAAGUCCCUGCAGAGCCAUCUGGCCACCCAGUGUCUACAGUUGCAAGCCUCAGUUGAGCUGUAUGAAUUUGACCACCUGAGCAACCUGGAGUUCACAUGGGUGGCUGAGCACAUGCCCAGGACCAGCCCUACCAGCUAUACCCAGUGCUGGGAUAGUGCCCAGAGCCUUCAACAUAAGCACAAGGAACUCCAAGCAGAGUUGAGAGCCCACCAAGGGCAGGUGCAACGGGUGCUAUGUUCCGGCCAGAACCUUGCAGCUUCUGGGCACCCCCAUGCUCAGCACAUCAGGGAGCAGUGCAAGGAGCUGGAAGGCCGUUGGGCAGAGCUGGAGCAGGCAUGUGAGGUGCAGUCACGCUGCCUGCAAAAGGCCAUCGUUUUCCAACAGUACUUUCUUCAUGCAUCAGAGCUGGAAGGCUGGGUAGAGGAGAAGCGGCCACUGGCAAGCAGUCAGGACUAUGGCAGGGACGAGGCAGCUACCUUGGAACUCAUCAGGAAGCACCAGGUGCUGCAGGAGGAACUAGCUCUUCAUUGGAGCUCCAUGGAGAAACUUGACCAGAAAGCUCAAACCCUCUCUGGUCCAGAGGCCCCUGAGCAGCUGGGUGUGAUGCAGGAGAGGCUCCGGAAACAGUUGUGGGUGCUACAGGAGCUGGUAGCCUCACGGGGUCGAGAGCUGGAGUGGACCCUGAAGCUGCAUGAGUUCAUGAGGGAGGCUGAGGAUCUGAAGAGUUGGCUGGCCAGCCAGAAGCAGGUGGCCAGAAGGGAGGAGAGCCUUGGAGAGGACUAUGAGCACGUGCUGCACCUCUGUACCAAGUUUGCAAAGUUUCAGCACCAGAUGGAGAUGGGUGGCCAGCGGGUGGCAGCCUGUCAGCAGCUGGCAAAGAGCCUGCUGGAACAUGGCCAUAACACUGCCCACAAGGUCCAUCGGAAGCAGCAGGAACUGCAGGCUGCCUGGUCAGAGCUAUGGGAGCUGACCCAGGCUCGAGGCCAACUGCUCCAAGAUGCCAAGACCACCCUCAGAGUUCAUGGAGAUCUGCUGGAGGCCCUUACCCAGGUCCAGGAGAAAGCCAUGAGCCUCCCCAGUGAUGUGGCCCAGGACCUACAUGGGGUGGAAGCCCAACUGAGGAGACAGGAGGGUCUCGAGCAUGAGCUUGCGCUCUGUGAGCAGCAGCUGCAGAAACUGCUGGAGGCUGGAGGGAGGGUGCAGAAGCUGUGUCCAGGGCCUCAGGCCCGUGCCAUGCAGCAGAGGCAGCAAGCUGUGACACAGGCCUGGAAGAACCUGUGGUUGCAAGUGGAGCAGCGCAGGGCCCACCUGGAGCGGGCAUGCCUCCUGGCCCGUUUCCACACAGCAGUGUGGGACUACACUUCCUGGGCAGCCAGAAUGAAGCAGGAACUGCAGGCGGAAGAGAGCUCCCAGAGGCCCAGCAGCAGCCUGCUCAAUCUCAAGACUCACCAAUGGCUUCAGGCAGAGCUGGAGUCCCGAGAGGAGCUACGACUGCAGGCCUCCCAGUUGGGCCAGCAGGCACUUCUGGCUAUAGGGACACCCACCAAGGAGGUCCAGGAUGGGUUACGAGCCCUGCAGGAAGAGCGAGACCAAGUGUUUCAGGCCUGGUCACAGAAACAAGAGAGGCUACAGGCUGUGGAGCAGGAAGAGCUCCUCCUCAGACGGUGCCAGCACCUGGAGAAGAUCCUCAUGGCCCAGGAGAUAUCCCUGAAAAACGGUGCCCUGGGCAGCUCGGUGGAAGAGGUAGAACAGUUGAUCCAUAAGCAUGUAAUCUUCCAGAAGGUGCUGACUGCCCAGGACAAGAAGGAGGCACUUCUGUGUGAGCAGCUGAAGGUGAUCCCAGGCACCAAGAGACAGGACUUGCUUCACAGCAUACUGGAGCACGGGGCUCUAGUGAAGGAGCUGGCAGAGAGCCGAGGACACGCCCUGCAGACCUCCCUGCUGAUAGCCAGCUUCACCAGGGCUGCAGGCCAGGCUGAGGACUGGAUUCAGGAGCGGGCACAGCAGCUGAGAGAGCUGAUCCCUCCUAGGGACCUGAAAGAUUAUUUGAAGCACCUCCAGAUACACAAGGCCUUUGAGUCUGAGGUCCAGGCCCACCAGCAGGUCAUGACUUCAGUUGCCAAGCAGGGGGAAGCUCUCCUGGCACAGAGCCACCUUCGGGCAGGAGAGGUUGCUCAGAGGCUACAGGUGCUGCAGAAGCACUGGGAGAAGCUGAGGCAGGUGGUGGCUCUCCGGGGCCGGGACCUGGAAGACAAGCGGAACUUCCUGGAGUUCCUGCAGAGAGUGGACCUUGCAGAGGCCUGGAUCCAGAAAAAGGAGGUGAUGGUGAACACGGGUGACCUGGGCCAGGACCUGGAGCACUGCCUGCGGCUCUGCAGAAGGCUCCGUGAUGUCCGAAGUGCCACGGCCAGGGACACAGUGGGUGACACCUACAUCAGGAGCAUCAGUGACUUAUCACUGCAGCUCAAGAACCAGGACCCUGAGGAGGUCAAGACCAUCUGCCAGCGGCGAAGUCAGCUCAACAACAGGUGGGCGAGUUUCCAAGGCAACCUGCUCCAGUAUCAGCAGCAGCUUGAAGGGGCCCUGGAGAUACAUACAUUGUGCAGAGAGCUGGAUGACAUCACUGAGAGGAUUGGGGAGAAGGGAUCCCUGAUCCAGACCCUAGAGGGUCAGAAAGAUCUGGAGAGCAUUCAGACGCUGAUGUGGAAACACAAGGUGCUGGAGCAGGAAAUGGGCCUCAUCCAGGUUCAGGUGGAGUCCCUUGAGCACAAAGUGGGCCACCUCUGCCAGAGAAGACCUGGGGCAGCCCAUGGCCUCAGUCACAAGAAGCAAGAGAUGAUGGGCAGCUGGUGGCAACUCCAGAGCAGAGCCCAGAAGUGGAAGGAGUUGCUGGAUGCCCUGCACCAAGCACAGAAGCUCCAGGCACUGCUGCAGGAAUUGCUGGUCUGGGCCCAGAGGCUGCGGGCUGAGAUGGACCUGCGAGGUGCCCCUUGCAGCCCUGCAGGAGCCAGACACAUGCUAGAUGAGCACCAGGCACGCAAGGCUGAGAUAGAUGCCCGGAGAGACAGCAUCAGUCUGGUUCAAAGCACUGGGCAGCGCCUCCUUGCAACUGGGCACCCAUCAGCUCCUGGCAUUCGGCAGGCCCUGGCUGCUUUAGAACAGGAGCUGAGUGGCCUGCAAGGAGCUUGGCAGGAGCACCAGCGGCAGCUGCAGCAGGCCCUGGAGCUGCAGCUAUUUCUGAGCUCUGUGGAGAAGGUGGAAUGUUGGCUAUACUGCCAGGAAGUUUCCCCAAUCAGUGAGGGUGUUGGGGACUCUUUGGCCAAUGUGGAGACCCUCCUAUGGAAGCACAAGAGGCUUGAGCAGGGCCUGAAGGUACAGAUGGAAAAGAUCAGCACACUGGAGGCCACAGCCCACAGCCUACAGCAGGCUGGACAGCCAGAGGCCCAGAGUGCCCUGACCAAGUGGCAGGCCAUGCUCCUGAGGAAAGAAGCACUGGUGGAGCGAGUAAGGACCCGGGGUCGUCAGCUGGAGGAGUUGCAGCAGCUGCAAACCUUUCUGCAGGAUUCGCUCGAGCUGGCCACGUGGCUGAGGGAGAAGAACCUGGUGGCUUUGGAAGAAGGUUGGCAGGACCCAGCCAAGCUGCAAGCACAGUUAUGGAAGCAGCAGCAUUUCCAGGCUGAGCUGGAUGCGAGUGUUCCCCAGCAACAGGAGCUGCAGAAGGAGGGGCAGAGACUGCUUCAUGGGGGCCACCCAGCCUCAGAGACCAUUCAAGAGCAGCUGCAGGAACUGGAAGAGCUCUGGGCUGAGCUGCAGGCCAACUGCCAGAGGAAAGUCACCAAGCUGCAGAAGGCCUGUGAGGUCCUACAUCUACAGCAGAGUGUAGAGGAGCUGGAGAGCGGGCUGGAGCCCAUUGAGGGCCAGCUGAAAGCCCCUUUCACAGGCCAGAACCUACCUGGGGUAGGCAAGCUCCUGGGGGCACAGGGGGAACUGGAAGUAGCCCUGGACAUGCAGACCAGGCAGGCAGAGGUCCUACUGGGUCAGGCCCAGACCUUCAAGCGGGAUGGCUACUGCCUCACCAAAGAUGUGGAAGAGCAGGCCCAACAGCUGCUUCAGAGGUUGCAGAGUCUUCAAGAGCCCCUGCAGGAGCGCAGGGCAGCCCUGGAGGCCCAGAGCCUCCUCUUGAAGUUCUUCAGAGAUGUUGAUGAGGAGAUGGCCUGGGUGCAGGAAAAGCUGCCCUUGGCCACUGCCCAGGAUUAUGGCCAGAGCCUGAGUGCUGUGCGGCACCUGCAGGAGAAGCACCAGAACUUGGAGAAUGAAAUGAGCAGCCACAAGGCUCUGACCCAGGUGGUGGUAGGCACAGGGCGUAAGCUGGUGCAGGCUGGGCACUUUGCUGCCCAUGAGGUGGCCGCCCGGGUGCAGCAGCUGGAGGCAGCCUUGGACCAACUACAAGCAGAGAUGGCUCGGAGGAGACUGCUGUUGCAGCAGGCCCAGGAGGCCCAGCAGCUUCUGAUGGAGCUCCUGGAAGCAGGAUCCUGGCUGGCUGAACGGGGCCAUGUCCUUGACAGUGAGGACAUGGGCCAGAGUGCUGAGGCCACACAGGCCCUUCUGCGUCAGCUGGAGGCCACCAAGAGAGACCUGGAGGGAUUCAGUCAACGCAUGAAGCAGCUGCAGCGGUCAGCAGCCCUUCUGGACAGCAGGCAGAACCCAGACAGCCCCAAGGUGCUGGCUCAGCUGCAAGCUGUGAGCAAGGCCCACGUGCAGCUGCUCCGGAGGUUGGAGGGCAGGGGGCAGGGCCUGCAGGAGCAGCUACAGCUCCACCAACUGGAGCAAGAGACCCUGCUCCUCGAUGCCUGGCUGACCACAAGGGUGGCCAUCGCUGAGUCCCAGGACUAUGGGCAGGACCUGGAGAGUGUCAAGGUGCUGGAAGAGAAGUUUGAUGCUUUCAGGAGGGAAAUCCAGAGCCUGGGGCAGGUCAAAGUGCAGGCCCUGAAGGAUCUGGCAAGGCCCCUGGAGAAAGGAGCACCUAGGUACUAUCCCCAGAUUCAAGCCCAGAAGAGCCGCAUUGAGGCCACUUGGGAGAGGCUGGACAGGACAAUCAAAGUGCGUACAGAGAACUUGGUUGCAGCCAGAGAGGUCCGUGGCUUAGAGAAGGCAGUUACAGAGCUUCAGGGCUGGAUGCAGGAGAAAACUGCCCUGAUUGAGGGAAAGAUCCAUAGCCACUGCCUGUCAUCUGUGCAGUCCUUGCAGCCCCAGCACAGGGGCCUGCAGAGAGAACUGGCGGCUAUCAAAAAGGAGUUGGCACGGGUACAGAUGGAAACCUGCAGACUGGGCCAGUGGCACCCUGAGGCUCAAGAGGGCCUGGCCACGCAGCUGGCCAAGGUGCAGAAGGCCUGGGCCACCCUGGAGGCGAAGGCGCAGGAGUGGGACCAGCAGCUGGCACAGGCUGCCCAAGGCCAUGCCUUCCUUGGGCACUGCCGGGAAUUACUAGCAUGGGCUCAGGAGAGGAAGGUGCUGGUGUCUUCCCAGGAGCUGGCUGGGGACAUGGUGGGGACUGAGCAGCUUCUUGGGCAGCAUGAGGAGCUGCAGCAAGAAAUCCAGGAGCAUUGCCUUCAAGCCCGGGACAUACAAAAGGAAGGACAGAAAAUGGUGGAAAAUGGCCACUUUAUGUCCCUGGAGGUGGCAGAGUAUCUGCAGGACCUGCAUUGGCAGCUGCAGGAGCUCCAGGAAGAGUGGACCGUGUGCCAGCAACGCCUCAAACAGACCUGGGAUCUGCAGAAGCUGAGGCAGGGUGUGGAGCAGGCAGAUGCCUGGCUGGCUUCCAGGGAGGGCCUCUUGCUGGAGCCCAGUUUUGGGCACUCAGUGUCAGAUGUAGAGCUGCUGCUCCACAGACACAAGGAUUUAGAAAAGCUGCUGGCAGUUCAGAAGGAGAAGUUUGCCCAGCUGCAGAAGAUGACAGAGGAGACAAAGAGUACCCCUGCCAUGAAGGGGUCUCUCGAGCUUAAGCAGCAGCUCCUGCCUGGGGGGAAGGUGCAUGAUGCCAGCUCCUGGGACAGUUGCUAUGGGGCCUUGGAAGGCAGCUCUCUAAGGUUAUUCUUGGAUGAGAGGAUGGCAGUGGAGAAAGUGGCUUCCACUGUCCCUCUGGACCUUGAGGGAGCCCAGUGUGAGAAGAUGAAGGACCACCAGGGCAGGAAGCACGUGUUCUCCUUAAGGCUGAGCAACGGGGAAGAGAUCCUGUUUGCAGCACCAUCUGAAGAGCAGGCUGAGUGCUGGCGGCAAGCCCUGGGCAGUGCAGCAGCCCAGAAUCUAAGCCUGGAACCCAAGGCCAGACUCCUGGCAGAGAAUACAGCUGCUUUGCUCAGGCCUGGGCCUUGAAGUGAACCCCAGGGCAAUACCAAACCUCCAGGUGCCACGUGAAGACUCUAUCUGGGGAACCAGUGACAACUAUCAGCACAAGGACAUCCCUACCCUGGCUGCUUCUGGGAUAGACAGUUCCUGUUAGAUGUAUC
Urocitellus parryii (Arctic ground squirrel) is the source of this 11261-nucleotide messenger RNA. NCBI's taxonomy places the organism in Eukaryota, Metazoa, Chordata, Mammalia, Rodentia, Sciuridae. The record is from RefSeq and is a predicted model, not a curated record.